Saccharomyces mikatae IFO 1815 is the source of this 2709-nucleotide messenger RNA. RefSeq names its product citrin (gene AGC1). Gene Ontology annotation, molecular function: L-glutamate transmembrane transporter activity; L-aspartate transmembrane transporter activity. The transcript has a single exon. NCBI's taxonomy places the organism in Eukaryota, Fungi, Ascomycota, Saccharomycetes, Saccharomycetales, Saccharomycetaceae. Gene Ontology annotation, biological process: aspartate transmembrane transport; malate-aspartate shuttle; L-glutamate transmembrane transport. The coding region runs from base 1 to 2709 and encodes 902 amino acids. The record is from RefSeq and is a predicted model, not a curated record.
AUGGAACAAAUCAAUUCGAAUAGUGGAAAGAAAAAACAGCAAUUAGAAGUAUUCAGAUAUUUUGCAAGUGUCCUGACAGACGAAGGUAAACCCAUUAGAUUUGGUAAUGGUAUAGUAGACAUGCCCAUAGACAAUGGAGGUGCGCUUAAAGCAGCAAAUCAAAAACUCGAGACGGAUAAACCUAUAGGCGAACUAAUUUUAACAUACGAUGAUUUCAUUGAAUUAAUUUCAAACUCAAAGACAAUAUAUCCCAAGUUCACGGAUCAUUCAUUCAACUUAAACCAAGUACCUAAAAACGCGUUCGGGUGUAUAUUUUUUGCUAUAGAUGAACAAAACAAGGGAUAUUUAACUUUAAAUGAUUGGUUCUAUUUCAAUAACCUACUAGAAUAUGAUAAUUAUCAUCUCAUUAUUCUAUAUGAAUUUUUUAGAAAGUUUGAUGUAGAAAACUUUAAAGCCAAACAAAAAAAAGAACUCGGCAGUUCGUCAUUCAAUUUAAAAGCUGCAGACGAUCGAAUUAAAUCAAUAAAUUAUGGCAACAGAUUUUUAAGCUUCGAUGAGCUUCUUUUAAAUUUAGACCAAUUCAAAGAUACUAUCCGUUUGUUGCACGAAUCUGUUGAUGAUAAUUUUGUUAAAGAUAACAAGUUGCUACUUGACUGGGAUAACUUUCAAUUUUUGAAGUUUUACAAAUGUUACCAUGAAAAUGAAGAAUUUUUGAGUUUGAAUUCGCUAGUUACUAUUUUACAGAACGAUCUUAAAAAUGAAAAAAUAUUCAUAGGCUUUGACAGGCUAGCACAAAUGGACUCCCAAGGACAUCGUUUAGCUCUGAGUAAGAAUCAGCUCAUCUAUCUUCUAAGACUAUUUUAUUCCCACAGAGUGUCUGCGGAUAUUUUUUCCUCUCUGAAUCUAUCAAACACCGAAUUAUUAAAGGCGGACAAUAAUUCUAUUCCAUACAAUGUAUUCAAGGAUGUAUUUUAUUUGUUCCAAAAUUUUGAUCUUCUGAAUCAGAUACUUUAUAAGUAUGUUACUGAUAAUAGUUUGACUGAGCAAGAUGUUAGAGAACAAAUAGUUACAAAAAAUGAUUUUAUGACAGUUUUGAAUACCCAGUAUAACAAAGUAAACAAUAUUGUUGAGUUCUCUCCCUCCCAAAUUAAUUUGCUGUUUUCCAUUGUUGCAAAUUCAAAGGAAAACAGGAGAUUAAGAAAAAAAAAUAAAGAUCGAGAUAAUGAGCUUUUAAAUGAUCAUCAUUAUGACUCAGAUAUUGAUUCCUUCAUUCAUAAUGAGUACUUGCAUGGGGUAAGCAAAUCAAGAAAAAAUUUAGAGAGUUUCAAUGACUAUUACCAUGAUCUUUUGGAUGGGUUUGAUCAGGAUUCUGGGGUUAAAAGAGCCUCCAGGGCAAGCACUGGUUUGUUUGAGUCCGUAUUUGGAGGCAAAAAGGAUAAAGCAACCAUGCGUUCUGAUUUAACAAUUGAAGAUUUUAUGAAGAUUUUAAAUCCAAAUUACUUGAAUGACUUAGUUCACCAAAUGGAAUUGCAAAAAAAUCAAAAUGAGUCGUUGUAUAUUAAUUAUUACUUUUAUCCAAUUUUCGAUUCGCUAUACAAUUUCUCUUUGGGUUCAAUUGCAGGUUGUAUUGGUGCAACUGUUGUUUACCCAAUAGACUUCAUAAAAACAAGAAUGCAAGCCCAAAGAUCUUUAGCCCAAUAUAAAAAUUCAAUUGAUUGUCUGUUGAAGAUUGUGUCGCGUGAAGGAAUAAAAGGUCUUUACUCUGGUCUAGGUCCACAGUUAAUAGGAGUUGCUCCUGAAAAAGCGAUCAAAUUAACUGUCAAUGAUUUUAUGAGAAAUAGAUUAACAGAUAAAAAUGGCAAGCUAAGUCUUUUGCCUGAAAUUAUUUCAGGUGCUUCGGCAGGUGCAUGCCAGGUCAUAUUUACUAAUCCGUUAGAAAUUGUGAAAAUCAGGUUACAAGUUCAAUCUGAGUACGUUGGUGAAAACAUACAGCAAGCUAAUGAAACUGCAGUACAAAUUGUCAAAAAAUUAAGACUGAAAGGUCUGUACAAUGGUGUAGCGGCUUGUUUGAUGAGGGAUGUUCCAUUCUCUGCCAUUUAUUUCCCCACGUAUGCACAUCUGAAAAAAGACCUUUUCGAUUUUGAUCCGAAUGAUAAAACGAAAAGAAAUCGACUGAAAACAUGGGAGCUUUUAACUGCCGGUGCCAUUGCUGGUAUGCCGGCAGCUUUUUUAACUACACCUUUCGAUGUGAUAAAAACAAGGUUACAGAUAGAUCCCCGAAAAGGUGAGACAAAGUACAAUGGUAUUUUCCAUGCUAUCCGCACUAUUUUGAAGGAAGAAAACUUCAAAAGCUUUUUCAAAGGUGGUGGGGCACGUGUCCUGAGGAGCUCUCCCCAAUUUGGGUUCACUUUAGCUGCUUAUGAAUUGUUCAAAGGCUUUAUUCCCUCCCCUGAUAACAAAAUGAGAGACAGAGGGGAUAAUAAGAGAUUUUGUAUAGAUGAUGACACAUCCAGUGAUAAACUCACAACUGAUAACAAGGAUGAGCUCCCACAGCAAAAGUUUUAUUCCGGGGAUAGAAAGCAUGCUAAUUAUUACUAUAAAAGUUGUCAAAUUGCGAAAACGUUCAUUGAUUUGGAUAAUAACUUCUCUAGAUUUGAUCCUUCAGUUUAUAAAAACUUUCAAGAGCAUUUAAGAGAUAUUAACAAGUAA